AUGACCUACGUGCCCGCUCAGACAGGCCCCGUCACCAGCUCCAGUCCGUCGUCGCAGCGUGUCAACAUGGCUAUGGUGCUUCGACCACUCGUUCAUGUCGCCAACCUGCCGGCGACAACGACGGAGCGCGACCUACGCGAGAUGUUUGGCUCGCUAGGCACGAUUCAGUCUGCCAAAGUGGUUACCAGCCGGGCUGCGGGGGGUCUGGCGUAUGGGUUCGUAGAGUACGUAGAUCUGGCUUCCGCCGAGCGCGCGAUUCGGACCAUGGAUGGCUGGCUGUGGUUCGGCACGCCCAUCAAGGUGUGUUGGGCCAGGCACAGUAUGCAUCCGGACGCCGUGGCCGAAUCGAUGGAUGCAGAGCGAGCUGUUGCCAUGCGUAGCAGCGCUGGCAAUGCGCAUCUGUUUGUGGGGGAUCUCGCUCCUGAAGUGGAUGAUGGCGUCCUUCGGGCGUUUUUUUCGAGAUUCGCUUCAUUGGUUGAUGUGAGGGUCAUGUACGAUCCGGAGACGGGCAAGUCUAGGGGCUUUGGCUUUAUCAGCUUUCGAAGCAAGGGCGACGCGGAGGAGUGUAUUGCGCUGACACAGGGCCAGUGGUUGGGCGGUCGUCAGAUCCGCAUCAAUUGGGCCAGCCAAAAGAACCAGAACCAAUCGGCCGCGAGUGCAUCGCCAGCGGCUACAGGGUUGGUGUCCUCCUCAUCGUCAUCCCAUCCAGACCUUCCAGCCCUCGCCCAGCGACAAGCCAGUAACCUGUCAAUCACAUCAUCUGCGCCAUCGGGCUACGCUACACCCUCCACCCCGCCCUCGUACGACCCAGCCUCCACCAUGCCGCUCCUCCCACGCCGUCACACGACCCUCGCAUCCCAACCGCGCCUCCCAUCGUCCCUCCCCACCACUCUCAACCAACCUGCCAACACGGCCAAAUACAACUACGACGCAGUGCUCGCCGAAGCACCCGCCUCGCAGACCAGCGUGUACGUCGGCAACAUUUCGCCGCUGACGACGCAGCAAGACCUCAUUCGCAUCUUUGCGCCCUUCAACCACGGGCAGCCUCUCGAGGCUCGCAUCCCGCCCCCGCCCGGGCGAGGGUACGGAUUCGUCACGCUGGCGAGCCACGAGCAGGCGGCGAGCGCCAUCUGCUCGCUAAGCAUCCAGGGUGUGUUUCUGCAUAGUCGGUGGUUGCGGUUUGGAUGGCAGAAGGAGAGGGGUCCUUUGCAACCCACGCUGCAGCAUCGCGCGGAAAGCGCGCCGGAGGCGAUGCUGUAUACGCUACAUCGGCAGGCCCCACCGCAGACGGGACAGCAGCAGCAGCAGCAGCAGCAGCAACAACCACGAUCCGCACCGCCAAUACCGCAAGCGUCCCGACAGCAAGCUUCCCAACCACCACGCUCCUCGUCCUCAUCAUCGAACGAGUUUCAACCGUUCUAG
Messenger RNA from Sporisorium graminicola, 1422 nucleotides. RefSeq lists its product as uncharacterized. The transcript has a single exon. Gene Ontology annotation, molecular function: mRNA binding. The record is from RefSeq and is a predicted model, not a curated record. Bases 1 to 1422 code for a protein of 473 amino acids. Lineage: Eukaryota; Fungi; Basidiomycota; Ustilaginomycetes; Ustilaginales; Ustilaginaceae.